Molecule: messenger RNA, 1956 nt
Organism: Salvia miltiorrhiza (redroot sage)
Lineage: Eukaryota; Viridiplantae; Streptophyta; Magnoliopsida; Lamiales; Lamiaceae
Product: glutathione synthetase, chloroplastic
Exons: 12
Coding region: 166-1761 (531 amino acids)
Biological process (GO): glutathione biosynthetic process
Cellular component (GO): cytosol
Molecular function (GO): glutathione synthase activity; glutathione binding; ATP binding
Source: RefSeq, a predicted model, not a curated record
UGCACUUUUUUUUGACUGGAAAUCUUUGAGUGGUAAAGGUGUGAAGGCUUUUCUGUUACUGAACUCAAUUUUGCUUCCAACUAAACAGCACUGGUCCACAGUAGUCAAUAGUCAUCACCACUCAAUGAGAAAUUGACAUCAAAUUCAUCAACCAUUUUCUCAAUUAUGCUAAAGCAGUUUCAGGUUUUGGGAGUGGAGGAAAGUGUCUGCUUCUCGAAUUGCUCCCAACAGAAACGAAGGAGAUCUCGAGCUCACAAUUCGAAGCCCUGCAAUAUUCCCAUGGCCCAGAAUGCUUCUUCACCGCUUCCGCCAUUGAAGUGCGAAGCCAAGCCCCAAAACCCCGUGUUUGAUCCUCACGGUUUAGACCCUAAUCUGCUGCAGAGAAUCGCGUAUGAUGCUCUGGUUUGGAGCUCUCUUCGCGGGCUUCUUGUUGGAGACAGGGCUUCGCAGAAAUCGGGAACUGUUCCAGGUGUGGGUCUGGUGCAUGCACCUAUCUCCUUGCUGCCAAUGCCAUUUCCUGAAAGUCAUUGGAAACAAGCUUGUGAAGUAGCUCCCAUAUUCAACGAACUUGUUGAUCGUGUGAGCUUAGAUUCGAAAUUCAUACAGGAUUCGCUCUCCAGAACCAAAAAGGUUGAUGCUUUUACAUCCAGACUUCUUGAUAUUCAUGCCAAGAUGUUGGAUAUGAACAAGAAAGAGGAUAUACGCUUAGGACUACAUCGCUCGGACUAUAUGCUGGAUGGACAAACUAAUUUACUUCUCCAAAUAGAGCUCAAUACAAUUUCUUCUUCGUUUCCCGGGCUGAGCUGCCUUGUUAGUGAUCUUCACAGGAGCUUGCUUCAUCAAUUCAAGCAACACCUCGUUUUGGAUCCAGAGAGGAUUCCCAAAAACGAUUCUGCUAAUCAGUUUGUGGAAGCAUUACAUAAAGCCUGGUCUGAAUACAAUAACCCCAGGGCUGUGGUUAUGGUCGUGGUUCAAACUCAAGAACGGAACAUGUACGAUCAACAUUGGCUUUUUACACUACUGAAGGAAAGAUAUCAAGUUGGAAGUAUUAGGAAGACCUUAGCUGAGAUUGAUGCACAAGGGGAGCUUCUGUCAGACGGAACUCUUAUUGUGGAUGGUGAAGUCGUUGCAGUGGCUUACUUUAGAGCUGGAUAUGCACCUACUGAUUAUCCUUCAGAAUCGGAAUGGAGUGCUAGGCUGUUGAUUGAGCAGUCGUGUGCGAUCAAAUGCCCUUCAAUCGCAUAUCACUUAGCCGGCACCAAGAAAAUUCAACAAGAGCUGGCCAAACCCAAUCAGCUCGAAAGAUUUCUUGAGAACAAAGAUGACAUUGCCAAAGUCCGAAAGUGCUUUGCUGGACUGUGGAGUUUGGAAGAUUCGAGCAUUGUCAAGGAUGCAAUCGAGAGGCCCGGACUAUAUGUCAUGAAGCCCCAGAGAGAAGGCGGAGGGAACAACAUUUAUGGCGACGAUGUGAGGCUGGCGCUGCAAGAAAUGCAGAAGAAAGGCUCGGAAGAAGAUGCAGCCUACAUACUUAUGCAGAGAAUUUUCCCAACUAUUUCUCCUGCAAUCCUAAUGCGCGAAGGCAUCUCUCACAAAGAGCAAGUUCUUUCAGAACUCGGGAUAUAUGGCACAUAUUUAAGGAACAAGGAGAAGGUGAUCAUGAACAACCAUUCCGGUUACCUGAUGCGUACAAAGGUGUCGUCGUCCAACGAAGGUGGGGUUGCUGCAGGUUUUGCUGUUUUAGAUAGCAUAUAUUUGGUUUGAACUGUUGGAUUUUGGUGCCUAUGCUAAUUCACAAUUGAGCAUCAAUUCACAUGCCUUUCCUAAUUGAAUACCAAUUGUUGCAGUUCUUCUCAUUGAGUUAGGAAACAAGAAUGUGGAUAAUGGAUAUAUCUCAUUUGUUGAAUAUAUUCAUGUUGUUUGCUUGAAUGAAAUUGGGAUGUGAUUGAAUUAUGCAAA